GAACACCAAAAAACGAAUAAAGCCCUAAUGCCGUACAAACAGCAUAAUUAUCAGUUAACUCUGAGGGCCAAAGUCAAGGCAAUAUUCCGGAUGAUAGAUGCUUUUUUUGGGCAUUUCAUCGAACGCCUGGUAUGUGCGAUACAUUCCACGCUCAAUUAAAGAUGAAACGGCAUCGUAUGGAUUAAUAUGGAUAAAAUAACAUCUUUUAAACGCAGCGUUGGAGUAUAUUAAGGUCUUUUGAAGUUUAACCCCAAAACCCCACUGGCAUUUCCCAACCAUCAUCUUCAUUCACCGUAACUGGUCGGUAAGACUUGACACAAAUUUCACAAAUGCCAAGCUUUGCAGCGGUACGACCACGUUUUAUACAACUCGUAAACCGUCCGUCGUUUAAAAUCAGAGCAUUCUCAAGCUCAUCCGAUUACGCUAACCAAUCACGCGGUGCUCUUCCUCGCUUCUUCUCCCAAGUUCUUCCUUCUUCAAAGGGAGGCGUUGUUCGCGUAGACGGAGAUGAAUUUUGGCAUAUGACCAAAGUUUUAAGGUUGAGCACCAAUGACAGGGUAGAGCUUUUCAAUGGAAAAGGAGGAUUGAUACAAGGUUGUAUACAAAUGAUUGACCGCACGGGAUUGGAUUUUGUGGCACUGGAGGAUCCAAUAUUAGUUCUACCUCUAACUACACAAUGGCAUGUGUUUGCCGCUUUUGGUACUCUUAAGGGCGGUCGAGCUGAUUGGCUUGUGGAGAAAUGCACUGAGCUGGGAGCUCAUAGUGUAACCCCCUUGCUGACAGAUCGUUCACCUACAAUCUCAGAAAAUCGAGUGGACAGAUUGCAGCGUGUUAUUUUUGCAGCAUCUAAACAGUGUCAACGGCUGCAUGAAAUGGCUUUGAAUCCUCCUAUGAAAAUUGAUCAUCUCUUACCUCUUGUUGCCCAGUCAAAGCUAUCUUUUGUUGCAAUAGCAGAAGCUACUCCACUUGUCAGUACAUUGACUUCAUCAAGAAAUGAAUCUAGUGGGCUGAUAGUUGUUGGACCUGAAGGGGACUUCACAGAGAAGGAGGUGAAUAGGAUGAUGGAAGCAGGUGCUACAGCUGUUGGUCUUGGGCCACAUCGCUUGCGUGUUGAAACUGCUACAAUAGCUCUUUUAGCUACUCUAAUGUUAUGGUCAGACUCUCAGCCAACACCAAACUCUUAAGCAAUCCUGCAGGUGAGUCCUGAUUAGAGAAAGAUUUGGAAAUUUGGAUAAAAAUUAUCAAGAUGAAAAUGUUUUCCAAAUCUGAAGGUGAUAUAUCAUCAGAAUUCGGAAAAUCAAGCUUGCAUCCAGCCCAUUCUGAAAGGGAUAGAAACAACUGAGAAGCCUACUUAAGGAAGCCCUGAUUUCGGUUGUGUGGAAUAUCUUUUUGGAAUGAGAAAGUGUGGGGUAAGGACGUAAGGUAAGGCAUUGGAUGACUAGUUUGAUUGAGGCCAGUCACUGAAGUGGGAUUUGAGGUAUUUAUUGAAGAAUUUAUGUGAUGAUUAUUUGAACUACAUCGAUUUAUACAAUUCUUUUGGGAAUGUAACUUUUGUUGUAUGUUACGCAUGACCUAACCUUUUAUGUCAUAUGAAUUAUUAUUGGGCAAAUUACUUACAUACAUACAUGCACACAUAUAUUAUAUUCU
Pistacia vera is the source of this 1647-nucleotide messenger RNA. Its product is annotated as ribosomal RNA small subunit methyltransferase E. Gene Ontology annotation, molecular function: rRNA (uridine-N3-)-methyltransferase activity. The record is from RefSeq and is a predicted model, not a curated record. The transcript has 9 exons. Bases 330 to 1184 code for a protein of 284 amino acids. Lineage: Eukaryota; Viridiplantae; Streptophyta; Magnoliopsida; Sapindales; Anacardiaceae. Gene Ontology annotation, biological process: rRNA base methylation.